CCGAGCUUUCGCCGAAACAAAAAACCACCCCACGCUGCUGCACUUGUCCGAGGAAACAACAGCUGCUGGGCUGGAAGCCUGGAAUAUCAUGUGAGGAGCUUCCACCUCAACAUGGGGCAAUUGUUUGUAAUUCUGGCGGGAGGUUUAGCCCUAUUGGGCCAUACCGCCCUUUGCUCAGAAAUAGCCCCAUUGGGAUAUAUCCCACCCGAAUUGAAGCGAUUGUUUAGCCCAGAAGAAUUGGACGACCAUGAGCACCCUGGACUCGUGGACAGACAAAGACGGGCUUCCGGUCAAGAAACGGCGCCUCAAGAGUAUACUUACACUCUGUACUCUUUGGGCGGAGCUCCGUGCAUCUUGGUUCAAACCGAAUGCAUUUUCCAGCUGGAUUAUCGAACCCUGAGGUACGGGGUCCAAACUGUUACCGUGCAACUGCCCAAAGAGCCGGAAAUAUCCGGUUCUUGCGUCCGAGAGGGAGAUACGGCAGUCCUUACCAUGCACUGGAGCGUUUUCAACUUCUCCAUGAUUUUCACGGAAAAUCCCGAAGGCAAUUCGUAUUACUUGAAUAGAGCAAUUCUCAAAUAUAACCAGUCGCUCGACAUCUUCCGAGACGCUACAUAUCGCGGUCCAGUUAUUCUGGAGACUCCCAAGACUUGGAACUAUUAUUUCACACCGUUAGGUAAAUCGUAUGUUUGCCAACAUGGGGAAGAUCAAGGGCCUCUGGAUCUGUACAAUGUUGACGAGGAUCUAAUCGGGAACAUGACCUUGUGGAAUUCUAAAUUUCAACCCUUUGUUCGCCGUGCCAAAGGCGAUUGGGGUCCGGAGAGCCACUGUCUGCCCAAAUCUAUUCAAGUCAUGAGAGAAGAUGUGGCUCCAUUCGUGACAGCUGGAAUCUUCUUCACCACGGUAUUCCUCUUGUUGGCGGGAUAUGCCCUCUACCGUAAGUUCAACGUCAAGAAAACCACCUACGAAGUGUAUGGCGAGGCAACCACCAUCCCCACCGAGGAAACCCUUGAGAUGAAAGGUACCAAUGGCACUCGAAUGACACCUGCUGAAGAUGAUGCUGGCCACUCGCGACAAACGUACGUGCAGCAAAGCGCUCCCUCUCAAAAGCCCGUUACUCAGACUCAAAACGCGGCCAAUCCGUUUACAAACAAAGGUCAAACGAACCCUUUCCAGGCUUCUGCCAUUUAAAGCUUGAAAGCUCAUACGCAAUCUUCCCUCAUAUCAGAUAUCAAACGUCUUCCCGUAAAGCAUGGCUACGAUAUGACUAUCUAGUGACCAAUCAAUCCAUAGUGAUGGGAAACUAGAGGUUGUGUUCGUCGUUCACCAAUAUUUGUGAUUUUUGUUGUAACCAGUCUUCCAAUGGUAAAUGUCAACCGUAACUCAUGUCUUCCAAGCAAACCUUUUUAAAGACCAGAGACUGGUCGAACUAGUUUUAAGACAAUGUGCGUACAUGUGCAAUACUGCUACUACGUUCAUGAUCCAAUCGCUACAAUUACUCAUAAAUUGGCACAUCCAUGACUUCGGUUAAUAAUUGUUAUAGGUAGUUGUUCCUGCAUUACUUCAAUGAAGCUAUCAAAAAUUCGACAAGUGGAAAUAAAUGAAUCUGGAAUUUGAA
This is a messenger RNA of Tigriopus californicus, 1618 nucleotides long. RefSeq lists its product as uncharacterized. The transcript is spliced from 3 exons. Bases 112 to 1191 code for a protein of 359 amino acids. The record is from RefSeq and is a predicted model, not a curated record. Gene Ontology annotation, cellular component: membrane. NCBI's taxonomy places the organism in Eukaryota, Metazoa, Arthropoda, Copepoda, Harpacticoida, Harpacticidae.